AUGCCGAGGGCAGGGAAGGCGGGCCGGUCCCUGGGACUGCCGCGUGUCUUCUCUUUCUGUUUGUUCUUGCACAGCUCCUCUGCUCAGAUCCGGUACAGCAUCCCGGAGGAGCUCACCCGGGGCGCCUUCGUGGGCAAUAUCGCGAAGGACCUGGGCACCGAUGUGGCGAAACUGGCGGCAGCUAAUCUGCAGGUACUGUCCGAUUCGGAUUCCCAGUACUUCUCGGUCAAUGUGAACACUGGCGUUAUAAUGGUCAGCGAGCGGAUAGACAGGGAGCAGCUCUGUGGGCAGAACCCCCGCUGCUUCCUCCACCUGAAACUUGCCAUCGAGAACCCAGUGGAAUUUUACCGCAUCGAGGUGGAGAUCCUGGAUAUCAAUGACAACCCCCCGGAGUUCCCCGGUGAUGGGGUUUCCUUGCGCAUCUACGAGCUGGCGUCCCUGGGUGCCCGCUUCCCCAUCCAGCCUGCCCAGGACCCUGAUGUGGGCACCAACACCUUGCAGACCUAUCACCUGAGUGCCAAUGAGAACUUCAACCUCAACGUGAAGGCGCGCACAGAUGGUGGGAAGUUCCCUGAGCUGGUGCUGGAGAGGGCCCUGGACCGGGAACUCAGAGCUUUCCACCACCUGGUCCUGACCGCCGAAGAUGGGGGCUCUCCCCCCCAGUCCAGCAAGACACACAUCACUAUUCAGGUCCUGGAUGCCAACGACAAUCACCCGGUCUUUGACAGACCUUCGUACGGAGCCCGCUUGGUGGAGAACUCACCGCUGGGCACCCUCGUGGUGAAGUUAAAUGCCACCGAUGUGGACGAAGGGCCCAAUGGAGACAUCCGCUACUCCCUCAGCAGCCACAACUCAGCUGCCUUACGCCAGAUCUUUGCCAUUGAUGAGCAAACUGGGGAGAUUCGCGUCCAGGGCAACCUGGACUUCGAGGAGGCGACAGUGUAUGAGAUCGAAGUGGAAGCCAAGGACAUGGGAUCGCCCACGAUGGAGGAGCACUGCAGUGUAGUGGUGGAAAUCACUGAUGUGAACGACAAUGCCCCCGAGGUCAUUCUUACCUCCUUCUCCAGCUCCCUGAGCGAGGACGCACCCCCGGGCACAGUGGUGGCCGUGAUACACGUCAGAGACAGGGACUCUGGUGAGCAGGGGAAGGUCCAGUGUCACGUGUCUCCAGAUCUUCCCUUCCAGCUGCGUAAGGACUAUGAGCACCAGUACUCGCUGCUAACCAGCACCCGUUUGGACCGGGAACACGUUGCCUACUACAAUGUCACUGUCUCUGCCUCGGACCUGGGCAGUCCCCCGCUCUCCCGCCACACCAUCUUGCCAAUUGCCCUCGCAGAUGUCAAUGACAACGCGCCCCAGUUUGAGCAAGAAUCCUACGAAGUGCUGGUGGCAGAAAACAACCCGGUGGGCAGUGUGCUGGUUACAGUCUCUGCUGUGGACCCUGACUCAGAGCAGAAUUCCCGCCUCUCCUACUCCAUCCUGCGAGCUGGUGGGACAGAUCCAGGCCUGGAUCCAACUCGCUACCUCUCCAUACAUCCCACAAGUGGGCAGGUCUCUGCCAAAUUCCCCUUUGACUAUGAGCAAACCACCUAUCUCCAAUUCCAUGUGGAGGUUUCUGAUGGUGGCUCCCCGGCCCUGAGGAACAGGACGCUGGUUCACGUUUUUAUAGUGGACCAGAACGACAAUGCCCCGCAGGUGCAUUUCCCCAGGGCUGGGGAGGACUCCGCUACCCAGUUCCGAAUCUCCCCCUCCACCACCCCUCCUGCUCUCAUCACCAAGGUGGUGGCAAUAGAUGCUGACUCGGGGCGCAAUGCCUGGCUCUCCUACCACCUUGUGGAAGCCACAGACCCGGGGCUUUUCAAUGUGGCCCUGCGCUCCGGGGAGAUCCGGAUCGUGCGGGCCCUGCAGGAGACGGAUGCCUCUGCACAUGAACUGCUGGUGGUAGUCCGGGACGCUGGGGAGCCCCCGCUCUCCACAGCCGUCACGCUGGUGGUGCUGGUGGAGGAGAAGGGCCCAGAGGCCUUGCAGGGCUCUGAGGCUCAGGCCGCCGACGGUGGGGGCUUACCCACAAUUACGCUUUAUCUGAUUGUGUCCCUAGUGCUCAUCUCCACCGUCUCACUGGUGGGACUGGCAGCACUGGGCGUGCGAUGCCUCCGGCGGGGCUCUGCACCUGCCAACCAGGGCUGCUGUGUGGAGAGCGUGAACACACUUCAGCCCCCUCCCAGCCACAUUUUUGGGCACUUGCACUACGAGCCUAAGCAAGGGGACACGGUGAUGGUCUCGGACAUCAGCGAGUUCAUGUUUGUGAAACCCUCCGCGGGUCCAGCCGGUGCCAACCCGCCGGAUCCCACCCUGUGCAGCGAGCUCCCGCUGCUGCUCGCAGCCCUCUCCUGCCUGCCGGCUCUCAGCAGCGCCCAGCUCCGCUACUCCGUGCCCGAGGACCGAGAGCCGGGCUUCUCGGUGGGCGACCUGGCCAAGGACCUGGGGGUGGAGGUGCGGAGCCUGGCCGCCCGCAGCCUGCGCCUGGUGAGCGAGGGUGGGCAGCGGCACUUCCAGGUGGACCUGGCGGCGGGUGUGCUGCUCCUCAAUAGCAGGCUGGACCGGGAGGCACUGUGUGGGCAGAGCCCCACGUGCUCCCUGCACCUCCAACUCGUCAUGGAGAAUCCCCUCCAGCUCCACCGUGUUGAGGUGGACGUCCUCGACGUGAACGACAACGCGCCCCAGUUCCCCAAGCCGGAGGUGGUCUUGGAGAUCACUGAGGUAGCCAACCCUGGGACUCGGCUACCCUUGGAGGUAGCAGAAGACCCGGAUAUGGGCUCCAACUCCAUCUCCACCUACGAGCUCAGCCCCAGUGAGCAUUUUGCCCUGAGUAUCAACGUGAGAGGAGAUGGUGUUAAAAUGCCCGAGAUCGUACUUGAAAAAGCACUGGAUAGAGAGAAAGUGGCUGUUCAUCACCUAACACUGACAGCCCUGGAUGGAGGGAAUCCAGUGAAAUCCGGCACUGCCAAGGUUACCAUCCAUGUCCUGGAUGCAAAUGACAACCCUCCUGUCUGUGACCCACCCAUAUCCAAGGUACAUCUGGAGGAGAACGUGCCAGUGGGCACUCUGGUCACCAAGUUGAAUGUCACCGACCUGGAUGAAGGUCCUAACGGGGAUGUGGAAUAUUCUUUCAAAACUAGCAAUAACGCACCUGGUAAAUUCACCAAGCUGUUCUCCUUAGAUCCCCGGACAGGGGAGAUCAGAACCAAAGGCCCGUUGGAUUAUGAGGAAUCCAGUGCUUAUGAGAUUGCGGUUCGAGCCAGGGACAAGGGAUCCCCCGCCAUGGAAGGACACUGUCACCUGCGAGUGGAAUUAAUCGAUAUCAACGAUAACAGCCCAGAGAUCGUGCUGACCUCUCUCUCCAGCCCAGUGCAGGAGGAUGCAACCCCGGGCACUGUGAUUGCCCUCAUUGGUGUGAAGGACAGUGAUUCUGGUGAGAAUGGGCAGGUCCGUCUGCAGAUAGCGAAAGAGCUCCCAUUUAAACUGGUGUCAUCUUUUAAAGAGCAUUUCUCGCUGGUCACAAAUGGUCCCCUUGAUCGGGAGAAGGCCAGUGGAUACAACAUCACAGUGAGGGCUGUGGAUUUAGGGUCCCCACAGAGGGCCACGCAAAAAACCUUUUACCUCCGAAUUGCUGACGUGAAUGAUAACGCGCCAAAUUUCUCCAGCCCUUUUGAUACAGCUCAUGUUCAGGAAAACUCCCUUCCUGGAACUUCUGUUUUUUCAGUGUCAGCAUCUGAUCCCGAUGAGGGUAGCAAUGCCAAGCUGUCUUACUCCAUCCUGCUCAAUGGGAUGCAGGAUGUACCCAUCUCAACCUACUUCCGAAUAGACCAGGACAAUGGCACCAUCUACACCGUGAGAGCUCUGGACUACGAGCAGGAUAAGGUGUUCCAGGUGCCCGUGGAGGUGAAGGAUGCUGGGUCUCCAGCGCUGAGUAGUACUGCUGUGGUCCAUGUGUUCGUCCUGGAUGAGAAUGACAAUGCCCCCAUCAUUGUCUACCCAUCCGUCCCCACAGGCUCUGCCUUCCACCAAACCAUCCCGGCCUUGGCAGAACCUGGCUAUCUGGUCACCAAAAUUGUAGCUGUUGAUGCUGAUAGUGGCCAUAAUGCCUGGCUGUCCUACCAGCUGCAGGAGACCGCCGAGGCUUUGCCUUUCCAAGUGGAACGCCGCUCUGGAGAGAUAAGGGUUGCACAGGCUCUCAGGGAGUCAGAAGAUCCCCACAGGCUGGUGGUCGAAGUGAGGGACAAUGGGACACCAUCCCUCUCGGCCUCUGUGGUAAUAGUCAUUUCUCCAGAGGAAAACAGUGUGCAGGACUUCGCCAAGUCCUUGGACCUCCCCAAAUCUUCUCCCAAGGAUACCAACCUAACGCUUUACCUCAUCAUCUCCUUGGUGUCCAUUUCCCUUGUGUCCUGCGUGAUGUUUGCUGUGGUGGCUGCCCGGUGUCUCAAAGCUGGUGCUGCCAGCUGGACCUUCGCGGGUUGCUGCCGAGGGACUGGCCGCAAGCCCGCCUCCCAUUUCCGUGGGCAGAUGAAGCCAGAUGGCUUCAUCAAGUACCUGGACGUGGGAGGAGCGGGCUUGACCUCCCAGGCACAGAAUUACACCUCUUGUUUCUCGCCCAUGUCUGACCAGAGUGAUUUCCUCUUUGUAAAACCUUUCAGCCAUUCUAGCACUGCGGAGACCGUGGCUGCCUAUGAGCAGGUGACCAGCACCUUAGCGAGUCCCUGUGAUGGGGCCAGUUGGCUGUUCUCUGUCUGUCCUUCCACCUAA
Messenger RNA from Aptenodytes forsteri (emperor penguin), 4803 nucleotides. Its product is annotated as protocadherin gamma-B1-like. Gene Ontology annotation, molecular function: calcium ion binding. Gene Ontology annotation, cellular component: plasma membrane. NCBI's taxonomy places the organism in Eukaryota, Metazoa, Chordata, Aves, Sphenisciformes, Spheniscidae. The record is from RefSeq and is a predicted model, not a curated record. The transcript has 4 exons. The coding region runs from base 1 to 4803 and encodes 1600 amino acids. Gene Ontology annotation, biological process: homophilic cell-cell adhesion.